ACAAAAUAAGCAAAGAAGAAUAGCUUUAGAAACUAGAAACUAGUAUUAAUAAGCAACAAUGGAGAUACAGCAAGUCCUUCACAUGAAUGGUGGAGAUGGAAAAACAAGCUAUGCAAUCAACUCGCAACUUCAAAGAACUGUGGCAGCUAUGGUUAAGCCCAUAUUUGAAGAGAGCAUGGAGGAGCUUUACCUCACUCUGUUCCCCGAGUGUUUGAAAAUGGCAGAUUUGGGUUGCUCAGCAGGACCCAAUACCCUUUUAGUUGUAUCAAAAGUCAUGGACAUCAUUGGCACCAAGUCUCAAAAGUUGAACCGCCCACCACCCUCAUUGCAAGCAUUCCUAAACGAUCUUCCAGGGAAUGACUUCAACACCAUUUUCAAGUCAUUGCCAAGCUUCUAUAAGAAGUUGGAGAAUGAGAAGGGAAGCUCAUUUGGGCACUGUUUCAUAACCGCAGUGCCAGGGUCUUUCUAUGGCAGGCUCUUCCCUAACAAUUCCCUGCACUUUGUUCAUUCUUCUUACGCACUUAUGUGGCUUUCCGAGGCACCAAAACAGUUGGUUAGCAAGGAGGCCAUGAACAAGGGGAACAUAUGCAUUGCAAAGACAAGCCCACCUCCUGUGUUUAAUGCAUACUUGGAGCAAUUUGAAAGAGACUUCAAAAUGUUCCUCAAGUGUAGGGCAGAAGAGUUAGUCCCUGGUGGUCGGAUGGUCCUCACAACUAUGGGCAGCAUUAAAAGCGACGAUCCUCUUUGCAUUUGGGAAGUUGUUGGACUGAACCUCAAUGACAUGGCCUUGGAGGGCUUAAUAGAAGCAGAGAAAUUGGACACCUUCAAUUUGCCAUACUAUGCACCAACUACUGAGGAAGUCAAGAAGGUGAUCGAGAUUGAAGGAUCUUUUACUUUGCUUAAACUUGAAGUUUUGAAAAUGGAUUGGGACUCUUACAUAAAGAAAGCUAAUAGUGGCCUCGAUAAGCAAGAAAGGGCAACAAUGAUUGCCACUGACAUUAGGGCCGUUGGUGAACCUAUAUUGGCUAGCCAGUUUGGUGAAGAAAACAUGGACAACUUGUUUCAAAGGUUUAAAGAUGUUGUCCUUGAUCACAUGGAGGCAGAGAAAUGUGAAUACGUUAAUUUGGUCAUCUCCUUGGCAAAAAGGGGUUGAAUUUUAAGGUUAAAGUAAAAGUGAUGCUGAGAAUAACGUCCGCCAAUGCAGUGGCAGCUUUGUGGACAAUAUGUGUGUUUUGAUUAUCUAAUAAGUUGUUGUGUUGGUUAGUUUAUGAUCUGUGUUUUGAUUAUCUAUUUGUUUUGUGUUGGUAUUGCAAGUGUUGAUUGGUCACACUUUGUUUUUGCCAAUAAAUAUUAUAUCAAUCAGAAAUAAAAAUAUGAGAUCAUGAGUCCUUUUGACUUA
This is a messenger RNA of Quercus lobata, 1399 nucleotides long. Its product is annotated as salicylate carboxymethyltransferase-like. Gene Ontology annotation, molecular function: methyltransferase activity. The record is from RefSeq and is a predicted model, not a curated record. NCBI's taxonomy places the organism in Eukaryota, Viridiplantae, Streptophyta, Magnoliopsida, Fagales, Fagaceae. The transcript has 4 exons. Bases 59 to 1153 code for a protein of 364 amino acids.